AUGGGACUGUAUGUUGAGGUAUUCAUGCUGUACAGUACGUACAUCCUUUUGUUUUCUCUUUUCAAUUCUUCAGAAGACAGGGUGAUCGUUGGAAGAGGAGCAAUGGGCUUCCUUGAGUCUAUUGAGGUCUUUAUUGUCCACAAGUUCGGGUGUCUUAUUCCGUACACUUUGGUCUGCGCGCAAAUACUCAAUAACCCUUCGCUGAUGGGCGUAUUUGCUGUGCUCUGCGAGAUGGUUGUGUACAUCAUCAUCAAAGACUCCGUUAUUGUCUACAUCAAGGAUCUCAAGAUAUUCACGUCCUCUUGUGUCCGCCUUCCUUUAAAUCCAUCCGGCCACACUUUCAUGUUUCUGAAUGGGAUUUACAUUCUCUGCCCCAUUCUGUACAACGACUUUCUGUCGAAUAGAAAAAUCCUUUCGUGCCUCUCGGGCAUGGUUAUAUACGAGUACAACAGAUUGCUUAUAUCCACCAUCACAUACUACCACACGUUCUUAGAUGUGGCGCUCGGAGUAAUAGCCUUCCUUCUCUUCAGGGCGCUAGUCAACCCAGUGCGCAGUGUCUACGGAAAGAGUGCGUACACAAACGAGUGGGGAGUGCAGCAGUGUUUCUUUGCGUGUAUUUUUGUUUUUACGCUCGUUGUCAUCUCCAGAGAGCUGCUGUAG
This is a messenger RNA of Nematocida minor, 660 nucleotides long. RefSeq lists its product as uncharacterized. The record is from RefSeq and is a predicted model, not a curated record. NCBI's taxonomy places the organism in Eukaryota, Fungi, Microsporidia. The transcript has a single exon. Bases 1 to 660 code for a protein of 219 amino acids.